Messenger RNA from Eruca vesicaria subsp. sativa (arugula), 237 nucleotides. The record is from the annotation of a GenBank genome assembly. NCBI's taxonomy places the organism in Eukaryota, Viridiplantae, Streptophyta, Magnoliopsida, Brassicales, Brassicaceae.
AUGUACAUAAUCACUGCAAAAGUAACAUGUGCCCAUGCAUUAAGGCAUAUAAGACUAGGGGAUUAUAAAACUGCAGCCCUUGAAUUAGUAGAUGUAGACUAUUUUGCACUUGGAGAUACAUUCGACCAAGUCAUUCUGCCUCAUGAUGUUGCCAUGUAUGGAGAUCUAUGUGCGCUUGCCACAUUUGAUCGAUCUGAAAUUCAGUUAUCAAUGUGCUUAGCAGCAAAGAUUCUUUGA